This is a messenger RNA of Symbiodinium sp. CCMP2592, 1455 nucleotides long. The record is from the annotation of a GenBank genome assembly. NCBI's taxonomy places the organism in Eukaryota, Dinophyceae, Suessiales, Symbiodiniaceae.
AUGGAGGGCAUUGGCGAAAGCCUGUCGCAGGUGGUCACUGCCUCGCAGAUGGCAACACCGCCCCCAUCCGGCGGCGAGUACUGGUUGCUGGGAGUCGCCCUGGCCGUGGCUGGCACCCUGGUGGGCACAAUCGGCAAACAGAUGAUUCGCCGCGCAGAAAUGUACAAACAGGACAAGCAAGACCGCGAAAGCGCCAUCUUGUUCUAUGUGGGCCUGAUGCUGCAGGUGGCCUUGAACCCACUGUGCGACAUGGCCGGCUAUGCUUUGGCGCCGGCCACGGUGAUUGCGCCGGUGACGGGAAUGGACAUCGUCUGGAACACGGUGAUCGCUCCGUGCUCUCUGGGUGAGAAGCUAACCUCGCGGAGGCUACUCAGCACCUGCAUGAUCUUCUUCGCAGCAACCGCUUCGGUGCUUUUCAGACCGAUCAAGCAGGUCGAGUGGACGACCGAGUAUGUGGAGACGGUGUUGCUACAGAACCGCACCCUCUUCUAUGGCCUUUGCUUUCUGGCUUGGUUUUUGUGGAACGUGACAAUCCAAACGCGCUACGAACGGGGAUCUCCGAUCAGGGGCUUCUCGCUCGGAGCGACGGCAGGCUCCCUCGCUGGUAACAUGUGGUGCACGAAGAUCACGGCAACACUGGCAGGACAGUGCGUAGAAGGGAGCUGCGAUGCCUGGGACCAUUGGGUCUCCUGGGCUUGUCUCGGUGGAGCCAUUUUCUUUUCGACCAGCAACCUCUAUUACAUCUCCAGAGGCAUGCAGCAGCACGAGGCUUUGUUCAUGGUGACAGUGUACAUGGGCUCGAACAUCGCCACCAACAGCUUGAGCGCCAUCGUGGUGCUAUCAGAGAUGGAAAACGCUCCGUGGUGGAAGUUCGCCGGUUACAUCGCCUGCAUUCUCUUCAUGAUGGUCGGCAUGGUUUUGCUCACCUCCGGGGAGAAGGACUCCGAGGCCCGCGAAUUGGAGUGCUCGCCCUGCGUGGAGCUGGCCGAGGCUUCGAUGCAGGGCCACAGCACCAGCGUGCAACUGAGGCCCACACCCAGGCACCGACUGCGCAUCCGUGCAAACUCCGAGCUUUCGCACAAUCACUCGCAGCAGGCUGUGGAGAGAUCUGUCGCAGAAGGUGCCAGCGUCAAUGCGGUGGAUACCCACAGCUGGAGUGCCCUGCAUUACUCUGCGGCCUCCGGCCAGCUAGAGGUGUGCAAGUUUCUUCUGCAGCAGGGCUGCGACAUCAACAGUACCCUGAACGAUUUCUCCACGCCAUUAAUGCUGGCAGUGGAGGAGGGCCACUUGAAUGUUGCCCAGCUCUUGCUGACCAAUGGGGCUGUCCCAUGGUGUAAGGAUGAGACGGGCUUCACCGCCAAGGACAGGUGUGACAAGAGCAUCCAGGCAGAGCUUCUGCAGCUGCUCGCAGCACCGGGCUACCGAAAGGUCGAUGCCGAGGCCGUCCGCGUGUGA